This is a messenger RNA of Sphenostylis stenocarpa, 924 nucleotides long. The record is from the annotation of a GenBank genome assembly. Lineage: Eukaryota; Viridiplantae; Streptophyta; Magnoliopsida; Fabales; Fabaceae.
AUGGCUUCAUCUUCUUCCCAGCCUCCACCUCCUCAACCAUCUCCUUCUUCCCUUCCUGUUCAACCUUCGCCUGGUUUCCCAGAACAACUGAUGCACAAAAAUCGUUUACAAGAGUUUGCUCAAAAGUGUAAGAUUGCACUUCCCGUGUAUCAAACUACCAAUGAGGGGCAACAUCAUGCUCCAAGAUUUAGGUCAAAGGUGUGGGUGGAUGGAAUGAGUUACACUUCCCAAUCCACUUUUUCCCACAGAAAAACUGCUGAACAGGAUGCUGCCAGACUUGCCUUGAAGUGCCUCUCUAAACGGACAAGAGAUGAAGCACCAACUCUUGUUUGUGAGAUUUCUGCAUUUUGCAAGUCUAUCUUGAAUGAAUAUGCUACUAAACUGAAUCUAGAAGGACCUACGUACAACACUGUUCAACAAGAAGGGUUUCUUCCUGUUUUUAUAUCUUCUUUAGUUUUCAAUGGCACAAGUUACACUGGUGAUGCAGCUAGAAACAAAAAGGAUGCUGAACAGUUAGCUGCUCGUGCUGCUAUUCUUUCAAUUUUGGGUAAUUCUGACCCAGAAUCAAUGCUCUUUGAAAUGAUCAAGUUAAAAUCUAAACGUAAUAAUGCAAGAAAAAGAAAGGGCUUGCAAAAUAUUCAUUUUAGUGCUGUGACACCCUCAUCAAAGACAGGACAUACCUGUGUUAGAUUGGGUCAUACGGAAUUUGCAGGUUCUGUGGCUGAUAUUAAUGAUAAAACUGAGGUUGAAUUGCUUGAGUCUUAUAGGAUGGUUUCCACAUGUCAAGAAUUUAAGAUAUCAAAGCAAGAACUAUCCCCUGGGGUCACCAAGGUUUCAAAAGUGGACCUACGACGAUGUUCAGCUCCUCCUCUUGAUGGUGGUUCAAACUUAUCCAUAUUAAUUGAAAUGCUAGCCAUUGAGUAG